AAUCGGGUCUGAGCAAGGGUAUUGCCCCUAACAAUCAUGGCGGGAGAGGCCUCUGUGAGGGCAGACUGAUUUAACACCCAAACCCGCGGCGGCCAGCAAAGACAGUGGUAGCGGCACGGCCCGGAGCAUGGAGGGUGGCAGCGCUGGCAGUGGUGGCAGCGAUAGCAGCCCCAGCGGUAGUGGCGGGGCGCAGCAAAGGGAGCUGGAGCGCAUGGCUGAGGUCCUGGUCACCGGGGAGCAGCUACGGCUCAGGCUGCAUGAAGAAAAGGUUAUUAAAGACAGGCGACAUCAUCUCAAAACCUACCCGAACUGUUUCGUCGCGAAAGAACUGAUUGACUGGCUGAUUGAACACAAAGAAGCUUCUGAUAGAGAGACGGCGAUUAAACUCAUGCAGAAAUUAGCCGACCGGGGCAUCGUUCAUCACGUGUGUGAUGAGCACAAGGAAUUCAAGGACGUCAAGCUCUUCUACCGCUUUAGAAAGGAUGACGGCACCUUCCCUUUGGACAAUGAGGUGAAGGCCUUCAUGAGAGGACAGAGGCUCUAUGAGAAGCUGAUGAGCCCUGAAAACACACUCUUGCAGCCCCGGGAAGAGGAGGGAGUCAAGUAUGAGCGCACCUUCAUGGCCUCUGAGUUCCUGGAUUGGCUGGUUCAGGAAGGCGAGGCCACCACAAGGAAAGAGGCCGAGCAGCUUUGCCACCGGCUUAUGGAGUAUGGCAUCAUACAGCAUGUGUCCAACAAGCAUCCUUUUGUGGACAGCAACCUUCUCUACCAGUUCAGAAUGAACUUCCGGCGGAGGCGAAGGCUAAUGGAGCUGCUCAAUGAAAAGUCCCCCUCCCAGGAAACGCAUGACAGUCCCUUCUGCCUAAGAAAGCAGAGCCACGACAAUCGGAAAUCUACCAGUUUUAUGUCAGUCAGCCCCAGCAAGGAGAUCAAGAUCGUGUCUGCGGUGAGAAGGAGCAGUAUGAGCAGCUGCGGCAGCAGUGGCUACUUCAGCAGCAGCCCCACCCUCAGCAGCAGCCCCCCUGUGCUCUGCAACCCCAAGUCCGUGUUAAAGAGACCUGUCACUUCUGAGGAACUCCUGACUCCCGGGGCUCCUUAUGCAAGGAAGACGUUCACGAUUGUUGGUGACGCUGUUGGCUGGGGCUUUGUGGUACGAGGAAGUAAGCCAUGCCAUAUCCAGGCCGUGGACCCCAGUGGCCCUGCCGCGGCUGCAGGAAUGAAGGUCUGUCAGUUUGUCGUCUCUGUAAAUGGGCUUAACGUGUUGCAUGUAGACUAUCGGACCGUGAGCAAUCUGAUUCUGACGGGCCCACGGACGAUUGUCAUGGAAGUCAUGGAGGAGUUAGAGUGCUGAGCAGGUGGACCACCCUUUGAGUGGGCUUCGGAUGAGCAAAGCCAAAACAACACAAAACAAUGCAACGCGAAGACUUCUAUACAAAUCUUUUCUUCGUACAUACACAUCUUCAUUCGAGUUUCAUACGCUGUUUGAAUGUAAAAGAACCUGCUAAAACAUCUUAAAAACAACAACUUAUGUCAGUGUAGAAAAAAAUUAGAGAAACAGAAUUUUCUUACUUGGUAGAAUUGCCUUAUUUGAUUUCUAUUUGUAGUUCUCAUCUACUGUGUUUUUGUCUUAGUUUGCAGAAAGUUGUUGAAAUGCUUCUCUAGCCAAAACAGCAACAUGCUAAAAUCCCCUUCUUUGAAGUCAGUAAAGUAGUUUUUAGACUUUAGAUUGUAUUCUCACCAAAAUGAGCAUUGAACCAUUUAUUAGAGGCUGUAGUUUCACUGAGCUUCAAAUUAAAGCAACAUUCAAAGAAAUAGUACCUGUUAAUUAGCAUUUUGAAGAAGGUUCGAAAACAUUCAAGUACUUAAAACCAAGUAAAAAGUGGCUUCUCCUUAACUCCUAUCCUUAGUAUCAACUUCUAACUGAUGUUUCAACUAUGGCAUUAGUUAAAAAACAAAAACUUUGGGAUGAUAUGGAUAGAUAAAUAGGGAGAUACUACUUAAAAUUGUUUGCUUUGUGUUCUCUAUCAGCGCCUAAAUCCAUUUUGCUCUAUCAGUUGGCUACAGUGGCUUUCUAGGAUCACUGCUCAAUAUGUUGAAUGUCAAAACAUAGAAGUAGGUUUAUACAUAUAUAAUUCAAUCAAUCCUCUGGCAAGAUUUCACUUUGAAGUCCUCCCUUUUUAAGUGAAGCAUUCUAGAGCUUGGCCCACAUUUGAUAAAACUUGAAAGUAAAUUGCCUUAUUGGCCUGAAUUUUUGCUAACUUUCUAGGGUAGCAUAUUCUAAGGACAUGACAUGCUGCUUAUUUGGUGGGAUUAUUUUUUCACCAGUAGCACCGUCUUGUGGUGGUGUAACUUUUCAGCUCGGUUGUAUAUAUGCAUGUUUCUUUCUUUCUUUUUUUCCUGUUCUAGAAGAGAAUGCAUUUGGAGGCUUGAUGUAUAGAGGAAAUUCCUCAAAGUGCCAAAUUAGGAAGUCAGGGAAUGCUAAAUUCUCCUAAUUUCAUGUGAUGUAUUCUGAACGACAAGGUUACUUUCUAAUGUAUUAACAAAAUAAGAGGAAUGUUGUACCUCAGCCAAUUUUUUGUGAUUAUAUGUGUGUGUGUGUGUGUGUGUGUGUGUGUGUGUGUUGUUUUUUUUUUCCUGGUAAUCCAACUUUUCUGAUCUGUAGCUUUAGUCAGAGAAUAGGAUUUUGAAGUAAUAUAGAAUGUCUAAUAGUAAUACUGUCGAUCUACUUUUGAGGAAUGUUAUUUCUCUAUACAUAUUAUUGUAUGUGCAUUUGUACUGUAUACCAGUCUCUGUGCCACAGCACUUAACUUAUAUGAUCUCUUUUAAUCCUCAUCACAACCCUGCAAGGAAGGUGUUAUCAUCCUCACCUUUUGGUUGUGGAAACUAAGUCUGAGCAAGUUUAAUAAUGGUGUCUAGGUUCACACAGCUGCAAGAACUACUAAGUGAUAUAGCCUGGAUUCAAACAUGGAUUUACUUAAUACUAAAGCCCAUGCUACCCACUUGCCCAAAGCCUGUCCAGCUUGAGAGACCUUCUGUUGAGGGCUUACUCUGUACCAGGUGCUGCGCUAAAACUAUACACUGCUUAUUCUUAUUGACCUGUGAGGUCAAUAUCAUUAUCCCCAUUUUACAACUGAGGAAACUGACUCAUAAAAAGGUUAGUCUUACGCCAAGGCCACACAACUAGCAGGUGGGAGUCUUUACCAUUCGACUUUAAAAUAUUUUUAUAACAUCUUUAAAAGAUGAGUCUUAAAUGCCUUCUGUCCCCAGGUAUCCAUUAAUGAACAAAAGAAGAAGGACCGCCUUUCAGGAAAUGGCAUGUCCUUCUUGCCUACUACUUACACGAGUAAACCCUGGCAUAACAUCACUUCCCUUUAGCCAAUUUAAGCACCAGAGAAGUGUCAGGCUUUAUUGACUCCACACAUCCUCUUGCCUGGGAAUUUUCUUUGAUUCAGAGGCUUUGGUCAAAUGAAUACCAAGGUGAAGGAAGGGAGAGCAUGAGGAAGAGAAGAAAGAAGGAAGGGACUGUUUUCUCCUUGGACUCCCGUCACCCUCCGUUUAAAGGCCAAAUGCUAGAGAAUUCUACUAAAGGCCAAGAGAGCUUCACCUUAGCUACACCUCCAUCCCACCCCUGACAUCCUCACACUGUAAUUAAAGUGAAUGUUCCCACUCCCCUAGGGGUCCCAUCUAGCUCCCUCCCGCCUUUGCACAUGCAGUUUCUCUUCCCUGGAAUAUCCUUCUAUCUUCUUCUUUGCCUGGAAAAAAUCUAUCUCAUUAACUGCCCUUAGAUAUUAUCUCUUCUAAGAAAUCUUUGUCAGCUCCCUAGUUCUGGGAUUGAUGCCUCUUCUCUAAAUUCCCAUGGACCCUUAUGUACCUCGUAUAAUUACAACACUGAUGACAUUUACCUGUCCCAUUCCAUGUCUGUCUGUCUAACUGUACUCUAAUCACCUGCAGAAGAGGGACUCUGUCUUGUUGCCCAGGUAUUCCCUUCACCUAGCACAGUUCCUGACACAGAGUAGUAUGUCAGCUAUCCAUUGCUAUCUAGUGAACCACCCACAAACAUGGCUUAUAACAAAGUUUAUUUACUCAUUAGACCAUGGGUUGGCUCUGCUGGGAUGGCCAGCCACGGCUCCAUGUGUUGCAGUGGGGUUCACACAUAUAUUUGUGGUCAGUGAGUAGGUUGACUGGGGGCUGGCAGAUCUUGGAUCUUUCCAUGCGGCUUCAUAUGACACAGUUGGCUGGGGCUGUUGGCUGGGGUGCCUCAGUUCUACUCCAUGUGGCCUUUCCCCUUAGCUAGCCCAGGUUUCCUCAUUAGGCCUCAUGAGAUCAAAGAGGGCGAGAAUGGAAACUACAUGACCUUUUGUGGACUUGGUUGGAAGUCACACAGUGUCACUUGCAUAGCAUUUUGUUGGCCAAAGCAAGUCACAAAACUAGGCCUGAAUCAAGAGGUAGGGAAACAGCCUUCACCUAUUGAUUGGAGGAGCUGCAAAGAAUUUGUGGCUGUUUUUAAUCCACCAAGAGUAGGUAUUCGCUAUUUUUUAAAUAAAGGACAAAGAAGUCACCUAGUGAUUGAAAGGCUUCAGCUAUCCAGAUGCAAAUUACUGAUCAACCAUUAGGUAGAAGUGUAAUACUGUGAAUAAAGCUCAGUGCCUAAUGAUAACUUCAAAAAUCAGAAAAUGCUAAAAUGCUAGAUAGUAGGUACUACAUGGAGUCAUGGAGAAUGUAGUUUGUUCUUUGCAGCCUGCUGAUGAGGAAACAGGUGUGGAAUCACCAGGUGGCAUGUCCAAACUCAUGAAGCUUGUUGGGUCCAGGGCCUGAGCCAAAUGCCAGUCUCCUGCCUCCCCACCCCCGCCUCCCCAGUCCUAUAUCCUUCACAGUAUAGACUUCUGUAGUGCAGGGUAAUUUGGUAAAAACAGGCCCUUGGCCUGGGUACUUUUAAAAUGCAAAUGGUGCGAUGUAUACAUGAAGGUGAAGGGUAUGUAUUUUAAAUAACUCAGGACUUGGGUUGUUAUAUCAUUAAAUAAGUAUUUUGUGUGAUAUUUUGACAGCUGAACUGCUUUAACAAUGAGAGAACCUAUCCCUAAAUGUAACUCCAAGAAUUACUCGAAAUUAGCAGUAAGCAGUAUUUCUAAGAGCUUUUAUGUCAUGUGUGUGUCUGUGUGUAGCAGUGUAUUGCGUGAGAGGUUUCAUUCAUUGAGAAUCCAUGAAAUGGCUUUCUUUGUACCCAGAGAAAAUACUUUUGAUUUUUUAGGUGUUGUGUAAUGUGUUCAGGUUUUUGUGAGGAAGACGGAAAUAGUUGUUGUUGCUUUUUUUUUCUUCAUUAGCACAGUAUAUGGUGUCAGUGCAAAUUUGAAAUCCCAUGUUUGUUAAUUCUGCUGUAGAGAGAAAAAUGCAAUUGACAUUUGGGUUGGUCCUAUUGUCUGAUGUUUUCUUAUUAAACUCUGUUAAAUAACUGUAUAAAUUGAUAAGGGGACUAGUUGAGAAAUGAUGGAAAACAUGAAGACAAUAUCCAUGUCUGAGUAGAUUAGAUGUGAUCAACUUCACACUGUCUUAUAAAAAGGUGAAUACGUUGGAGUGGUAGCAGUUAAUAAUUUCAAAAUCAUUGCUUUCAGUUCAAAAUGGAGUCUCACAUUUUCAUAUACUCAUUCCUUUCAAAUAUGCUGUGAAAAUAAUCCACUUUCAAGACCUAUUUUAAAUCAGUGAUAUUAACUGUCCUCUCAUAGUGAGUAUUGUAUUAAUCCUGUAUCAUUUUGAUUAUAGAUGAUCAAAAUAACUGUUUUCAGUUUUGCUAAUUGGUUAGAGUCUACUGAUACCAGUGCCCAUGGUUUUCUCAUUUAAGACAGAAUUUCAGGUAUGUUUUUCCUCAGUUUAAUACCAAAAGGGAAAAUCUACAGUGUAUCAAAAUGAAGGUCAUCAUCAACGUUAACACAUGGUAUUACCAAAUGCACUAAUAUGUGUACUUAAUAUAUAUGUUUAUUUUAAAAUUAGGUUGAAAUUUAUGUUCUCCCUUUCUUCAAAAUUAUAGCAUACUGCUAAAAUUAGAAGAUGAAAAUAGAAUACCAUGAAAUAAAUGUUAGUUUUGUUUUAAAAAAAUGACUUUAUUUCAGCUUUUCCUGUCUUUUAGAACAAAUUAGUUAUUUUUUAUCCAAAGAAAGGGUUGCAUUAUGAAGGUGAUCUACUACUAACCUAUCAGAGAAAACACAUGGGAUCCAUCUCUAAUUCUCUAAUGUAGCCAAAAGUGCCAUUUGUAAAACUACUUGAUGAUGGAUGUUUUCUGAAGCUCUUUUACCUGGGAAAAAAAAAAAAGUGCAUUAAAAAGCUUUUUCUGUACAGUAUUUGAGUUGGAAUCAUUUUCUUCCUACACAGCCCAGUAUUGAUGAGUGUUAUGGAAUAGUCUAUAUGGAAAAUGCCAUAUGGUUGUUUACUACUCUGGGAGAAUGGCAGUAUUUUUAUUUUCAACUAAUUAGUAAAUCAGUUACAUAAUCCAGCAUGUGUAGGGAGCAGGGUAAAGUAUGGGGAUGACUGGUUAUUUGUAUUAACCAAAUAGUAACCAAAAGAACUUUACGUGUUUUUUUUUUCUCAUUUAUUCAUUUAUUCACUCAUUUAUUCAUUCAAGAAACCUCACUGAGGAUUUGUUUUUGGCUGGACACUGUACAUACGCUCUGGGAAGACACAACUGAAUAGACAUGACCCUGAAUCCAGCUCAUCCUCUAAGAGUCCACCUUUGAGUCUAUCUCCUACAAAUCUCUCCAUGCAGAGGGAGGAAUGUGAAAUAAUGGUGUGGAAGCAUGUGAUUGAAUGCUGAAAUGACCAUCCAACCCAAGAACCAGAACACUUGACAGCACUUACGUUUAACUGUAUUCUCCUUCCCAGUCCUUCCCCCACUUUGCCUUACCCAAGGUAACUAUCCUGGUGAAUGUUGAACUGGAA
Molecule: messenger RNA, 6927 nt
Organism: Rhinolophus ferrumequinum (greater horseshoe bat)
Lineage: Eukaryota; Metazoa; Chordata; Mammalia; Chiroptera; Rhinolophidae
Gene: DEPTOR
Product: DEP domain containing MTOR interacting protein
Exons: 9
Coding region: 128-1351 (407 amino acids)
Biological process (GO): intracellular signal transduction; negative regulation of TOR signaling
Molecular function (GO): protein binding
Source: RefSeq, a predicted model, not a curated record